Cryptotermes secundus is the source of this 1389-nucleotide messenger RNA. RefSeq lists its product as uncharacterized. Bases 1 to 1389 code for a protein of 462 amino acids. The record is from RefSeq and is a predicted model, not a curated record. The transcript has 2 exons. Lineage: Eukaryota; Metazoa; Arthropoda; Insecta; Blattodea; Kalotermitidae.
AUGCCUCUUGCCAGUAUAAGAUGUGAUCCAGAUUUCUUUGUCUUGUCAACCCCUUCAUUAGUAUCCGUGAUGGACUUCCUGUCAGCAAUUACCCUCAACAUUUGCAACCGUUACCUUCAUCACACGCAACAGUUACCCUCAACAUUUGCAACCGUUACCUUCCUCACAUGCAACAGUUACCCUGAACACUUGCAACCUUACCUUUAUCACACGCAACAGUUACCCCCAUCACUUGGCAACCGUUACCUUCAUCACACGCAACAGAUACCCUCAUCACUUGGCAAUCGUGACCUUCAUCACACGCAACAGAUACCCUCAUCACUUGGCAAUCGUGACCUUCAUCACACGCAACAGAUACCCUCAUCACUUGGCAAUCGUGACCUUCAUCACACGCAACAGAUACCCUCAUCACUUGGCAAUCGUGACCUUCAUCACACGCAACAGAUACCCUCAUCACUUGGCAAUCGUGACCUUCAUCACACGCAACAGAUACCCUCAUCACUUGGCAAUCGUGACCUUCAUCACACGCAACAGAUACCCUCAUCACUUGGCAAUCGUGACCUUCAUCACACGCAACAGAUACCCUCAUCACUUGGCAAUCGUGACCUUCAUCACACGCAACAGAUACCCUCAUCACUUGGCAAUCGUGACCUUCAUCACACGCAACAGAUACCCUCAUCACUUGGCAAUCGUGACCUUCAUCACACGCAACAGAUACCCUCAUCACUUGGCAAUCGUGACCUUCAUCACACGCAACAGAUACCCUCAUCACUUGGCAAUCGUGACCUUCAUCACACGCAACAGAUACCCUCAUCACUUGGCAAUCGUGACCUUCAUCACACGCAACAGAUACCCUCAUCACUUGGCAAUCGUGACCUUCAUCACACGCAACAGAUACCCUCAUCACUUGGCAAUCGUGACCUUCAUCACACGCAACAGAUACCCUCAUCACUUGGCAAUCGUGACCUUCAUCACACGCAACAGAUACCCUCAUCACUUGGCAAUCGUGACCUUCAUCACACGCAACAGAUACCCUCAUCACUUGGCAAUCGUGACCUUCAUCACACGCAACAGAUACCCUCAUCACUUGGCAAUCGUGACCUUCAUCACACGCAACAGAUACCCUCAUCACUUGGCAAUCGUGACCUUCAUCACACGCAACAGAUACCCUCAUCACUUGGCAAUCGUGACCUUCAUCACACGCAACAGAUACCCUCAUCACUUGGCAAUCGUGACCUUCAUCACACGCAACAGUUACCCUCAUCACUUGGCAACCGUUACCUUCAUCACAUGCAAAUAUUACACUCAACACCUGCAGCCGUUACUUCCAACACACGCAACAGUUGCCCUGAACACUUCUGCUUGCAUUCAGUCUUCACUGAAUUGUAA